Molecule: messenger RNA, 1342 nt
Organism: Bacillus rossius redtenbacheri
Lineage: Eukaryota; Metazoa; Arthropoda; Insecta; Phasmatodea; Bacillidae
Product: knirps-related protein-like
Exons: 3
Coding region: 305-1342 (345 amino acids)
Biological process (GO): regulation of transcription by RNA polymerase II
Cellular component (GO): nucleus; chromatin
Molecular function (GO): zinc ion binding; estrogen response element binding; nuclear receptor activity
Source: RefSeq, a predicted model, not a curated record
AAGUACACGACAUUCCGCGCGCGCGCGCGUGCCUGCCCGCCGCCGGCGAACCGUGGAGACUCCAUCGGGAAGUGGUGGUGUUGCUUGUGCCGGUGAUCGGUCCCUCAGGAGCCCUCGGAGGUUCGCGGCCCGCCGCAGGAAGGACUCCUUCGCGCCCUACCCCCCACCCCUUUCCACCUGUCACCGCUCCGCCGCGCCUGGUGUCAAAGACGAUGUGCCUUCGGUACGCGACGAGCUGCUCUUCAAGAAAUCGGAGGAGGUUCUAGCGGAGCUAUCACCGUCGAUAUCUCUACGCAACUCUAAGAUGAACCAGACGUGCAAGGUGUGCGGGGAGCCGGCAGCAGGCUUCCACUUCGGCGCCUUCACCUGCGAGGGCUGCAAGUCGUUCUUCGGGCGGUCGUACAACAACCUGGGCUCGAUCACGGAGUGCAAGAACAACGGCGAGUGCGUGAUCAACAAGAAGAACCGCACGUCGUGCAAGGCGUGUCGGCUGCGCAAGUGCCUGCUGGUGGGCAUGUCCAAGAGCGGCUCCCGCUACGGCCGCCGCUCCAACUGGUUCAAGAUACACUGCCUGCUGCAGGAGCAGCAGCAGCAGCAGCAGCACCAGCAGCAGGUGUCCUCGCAGCAGCACAAGCCCCUGGGGCUGCUGGGCCACCCGCAGUUCGACCCGCGGCUGCACCCGCACUUCGCCGGGCUGCACCAGCACCACCACGGCCGCGCCCACGAGGACUUCCCGCAGCACGACGACUGCAAGGCGUCCACCUCGCCGUCCGUCAGCUCGCCCGAGUCCCACCUCUCCGACUCGUCGGCGGAGCUGCUCGCCGGCCUCAACAACAACAAGGGCGACCCGCCGCCGCCGCCCAGGAAGGACCUGUUCGUGCCGCUGCCGUUCGCGUCGCUGGCGUCGCUGGCGCCCGUCUUCCCGCACCACCCGCACCACCCCGCCGCCUUCCUGCCGUCCUUCUCGCCGCCGCAGCACCAGCUGCUCUUCCCGCCGGGCUUCCUGUACCAGCAGCACGGCCUGCUCAAGAGCGAGCACCAGGAGGCCUACUCCAAGAGGUUCUUCCUGGACGCGGUGCUGCACUCGCAGCGCGCCUCGCCGCGGCCGCAGGACGGCGCGUCCUCGCCGCCGCAGGACGAGGAGGACGAGGACCUGGCCGAGGUCCAGGAGAGCCCCAUCGACCUGUCCAUGAAGGGCUGCCGGCUGAGGAACGGCUCGUCGUCGCCGGCGGACGACGCCAGCCUCGCGGACGAGGCCAGCCUGGUUGACGGGGCGGGGGCGGGGGCGGGCGUGGCGGCGCUGAGGAGGGGCGCGCCCAUGGACCUGACGACCCGCGCCUGA